Saxophila tyrrhenica is the source of this 1146-nucleotide messenger RNA. RefSeq lists its product as uncharacterized. Bases 1 to 1146 code for a protein of 381 amino acids. Lineage: Eukaryota; Fungi; Ascomycota; Dothideomycetes; Mycosphaerellales; Extremaceae. The transcript is spliced from 2 exons. The record is from RefSeq and is a predicted model, not a curated record.
AUGUCCUACAAAGUCAAACACUUGGACCCGGAUGCUUCUUUCGAGAGGCCUAGCAUUCUGGUGAAUAACCUGCAUACGGAUCGUGAAUGGAAGCAGGAGAUUGAUCCAGCCGUGGAGGAGUUUCACAAGACUCUCCCGUACUAUGGCGAGACCAAACUCCAUAGUCUGCCAACCGUUGCAGAGGAACUCGGCUUCAGCCAUGUCUUCGUCAAGGACGAGUCAACGAGGUUCGGACUGCCCUCGUUCAAGAUCUUAGGAGCUUCAUGGGCCAUCUGUCAAGCGCUCUGCCGUCGCCUUGAUCUGCCGAAGACAGCAAAGCUCAGCGAGGUGACUGAAGCACUGAAGGCGAGGGACGACAUACGCCUUGUCACUUGUACAGAGGGCAACUGGGGCCGAGCAUGCUCUCGCAUGGCCAAGUACCUGAACAUACCAUGCAUGGUGUACGUCCCUUGGUUCAUGAAUGAUUACACUCAAGGACUGCUACGCAGCGAGGGAGCCGAAGUCACACUGCUUCCCAACGGUUCCUAUGACGACACCAUCGCGGCAGUGAAGCAGGACUCCGAGACGAAUGGUGCUCUGAUGGUGAUGGACACUUCAUGGGAGGGCUACACCGAGUUUCCGCAAUGGGUCACGGAUGGCUAUGGAACAAUGCUGACCGAAACGGAUCGACAAGUCGCAGCGCAGACGGGUAGCAAGACCGCAGAUCUGGCCUUCGUCUCCGUGGGUGUGGGAUCGUGGGCACACUCAGUAGUCUCCCAUUUCAAGGCCAGAGAUAAGAAUACCAAGAUUGUCACCGUGGAACCAAUCGCCGCGCCUAGCUUCAAGGAAUCCCUCCAUUGCGGCCAGAUCACGCCUAUAGAGACUGGCGAGACGAUCAUGAACGGCAUGAACUGUGGAACUACGUCUACUAUUGCUUGGCCAAUCUUGAGGGACGGGAGCUACGCUGCAGUUAUUGUUGCUGACAUCGAGUCACACGAAAGCGUCCAACACCUCCAGAGCGAAGGGGCGAACGCAGGACCUUGUGGUGCGGCGACUCUGGCUGCAUUGAGGAAGCUUUGCGCUGAGACCGACUUGCCGGAUCGAAAGGACAAGGUCGUUGUUUUGUUCAGCACCGAAGGCAUCCGCGAAUACGAGGUUCCGAAUUGA